Molecule: messenger RNA, 822 nt
Organism: Mercenaria mercenaria
Lineage: Eukaryota; Metazoa; Mollusca; Bivalvia; Venerida; Veneridae
Product: nucleolar protein 58-like
Exons: 1
Coding region: 1-822 (273 amino acids)
Source: RefSeq, a predicted model, not a curated record
AUGGCAAUUUACCCAGUGGACUAUGCAAAGAUAGUAACACCAUCUUGGGACUCCACAGAAGGUAUGGAGGUACGGCGCAUCAUGAGUAAGUGGGCUCAUUCCUUAGAAGAGCCAGCUGUAAAAAGUAAAAAUUGGAGGAGGGGGUGGAGAAACGGUCUGAAAGAGAAAGUGUUAAGAACGAUGAAGCAAGAUAGUAAAAGUGAGAAGUCGGCUGAGAGGCAAACCAGUAAGGAAAGUAAAAGGGAGAAGUCUGCUGAGAAACAGCCUAUAAAGGAAAGUAAAAAGGAGGAGUCUGUAAAGAAAACAGUCAAAGAAGUAAUUAGUAAAGUAGAAAAGAAAAAAGUGCAAGAAAGCUAUGAAGGCGUACUAGAUUUGAGUGUUAAGAAAAGAAAAAGAAUACAAAGUCUAAGUGACAGUGAGGACAGUGAUAGUGAAACAGAAAGAAAUGAUGAUGAGGAAAAAUUGGGUAAGGGAAAGGAAAGUAGUAGAGAUAAUACUAGUAAUGAUGAAAGAAAGAAGUUGAAAAGUGGUGAUGAAAAUAAGCCAGAGGUCAAGAAUAACAAGGAUGAAAAGAUUGCAGAUAAGAAAACUAAGAAUAAGUCUAAGGAUAAAGAUAAAGAGAAAAGAAUAAAGGAACAUAAAGUGGAAAGUGAGCAUCAGAUUGAAGAGAAACAGCAGAAAAAUGAAGACGGUGACGAUAAAUGUAAGAAGGAGAUUUCAGGAAGUAUUAAUGUGGACAAUGAAUUUGGAGGAGAGAAGAAGACUUUACGUGAAGAAAAAGAGGAGGGCAAUAAGGCUGCUAAAAGAAAAGACUUGAAUUAA